Messenger RNA from Fulvia fulva, 1356 nucleotides. RefSeq names its product 2-oxoglutarate-dependent ethylene/succinate-forming enzyme. Bases 1 to 1356 code for a protein of 451 amino acids. The record is from RefSeq and is a predicted model, not a curated record. Gene Ontology annotation, molecular function: dioxygenase activity. The transcript is spliced from 6 exons. Lineage: Eukaryota; Fungi; Ascomycota; Dothideomycetes; Mycosphaerellales; Mycosphaerellaceae.
AUGGCCGCAAAGAUGAGAGUUCCAUUCAAGAACUGUUCGAUGGUUCAGCAGCAGGCCUGCCUCAAGCUUGGUCGACAAUCAUGCCGUGCUUUGAGUGCAGCAACUACUGGCGGCAAUAAAGCAUCGGUAGCAGAGCACAAUUCCCUCAAGGCAAACGUCCCACCUCUGCCACUCGCUGCCUCGAACACUCCAUUCACAAGCGAAGUUCCAGCAUGGAAAUCAGAACGACCAGCUUUCAGUGUGAGCAAGGCCGCCAAGACUCUUCCACCAAAUCAUCCUGCUCGGAUACGGGAGCUUCAGACUUUCAUGCUGCCAGAAGAGGUCACUGGUAGUGACGCUGAUCGUGCACUUGGCAAAGAGCUUGUCGCUGCUUGGCGCAGAGAUGGCAUUCUUCAGAUCCAAUUCCCACCACGCCUGCAAGUUCUUUCGGAUGCCAUCAAACAGAGCAAAUCCUUCUUUGCCCAACAACACGACGCCAAAGCGAAAUGCGUCGACUCACAGUCUUUCGCUGGCUACAUCGCAUCCGGCGAGGAGAUCACAGACGGCAUAGCCGACUACUCCGAAAUCUUCACAGUAACCAAGGACCUCACCUCAUCCGACCCGCGAGUUCAAUCCAAAUGGCCGUGCCACGGUCCCAACCCAUGGCCAUCAAAGACCUACGAGCAAGCAAUCACCGCCCUAAUGGACUACAAAGGUCGCAUCGGCGAGAAGCUGCUCCACCUCACAGCCCUCGGCCUUAACCUUUGGAAUCCGUGGGCACUCAACCAGCUCACGCAGGAUGGAUGGCACCAUAUGAGAGUCCUCCGCUUCCCACCUACCAAUCAGACAAAUGGCAAGGGUAAAGCGGGACGUGGAAUCGGAAGCCAUACCGAUUAUGGACUUCUGGUGAUUGCGGCGCAGGAUGAGGUCGGUGGUCUUUUCAUUCGUCCGCCCAUCAAGGGAGAGAAGUAUGAGAAUUGGAAGAACAGUGCGGCGGGUGCGCAUGAGAGCGAUGAGAAAUGGGUUUAUGUGCCGCCGGUUGAGAAUGUGUUUACUGUCUUCCCAGGAGAUAUGAUGCAGUUCAUGACGAACUCGUAUCUUCCGUCAACACCUCACAAAGUCGGACUGAACACACGGGAGCGCUUUGCGUUCGCUUAUUUCCAUGAGCCGAACUUCAAUGCCGUCUGCAAACGACUGCCCGAAUUCAGAGAUGGCAGCGAGGCCGAGAAGGAGGAGGUGCAUUAUGGCACCCAUUUCACGAACAUGUUCAUGCGAAACUACCCCGAUCGCAUCACUGCGAAGCGCGUGCGAGACGAGGGCAGGAUGGAUCUUCUGGAAGGUAUCAAGGAUGAGCAUGGAUUUUCGUUUGAUGGUUGA